Messenger RNA from Thamnophis sirtalis, 1558 nucleotides. Lineage: Eukaryota; Metazoa; Chordata; Lepidosauria; Squamata; Natricidae. The record is from RefSeq and is a predicted model, not a curated record.
CCCGACCCUCUUCGCGGGCGGAGAGCCAGCAUGGAGAGGGGCGGGGGCGCUUUCGCGGGAAGGCGGCUACCGCUCUUGCUGUUGCUGCUUCUGCUGCCUCUGCCCGGGUUGGUGCUCUCGGGCUCCCCCUGGUGGCCGGGCGCCUGGCAUUGCAGCCUCUCGGCGUCCUGCGAAUGCGACUUCUUGCCGGAUUUAACGGGUCUCGAGUGCGAAUUAGCCCUGCGCCUUGUAGGGCAGCCUCUGGCCAGGCAGCUGCUCCUCCAAGGCCUGAAGAACUUCGUGCAGGACCCUGAGCCCGCCAAGCCCUUGGUCCUCUCCUUUCAUGGGGCGACGGGCACCGGAAAAACCUACCUCAGCUCCCUGCUGGCCCGGCACCUCUUCCGGACAGGUCUCCGGACUCCUUACGUCCACCGCUUCUCCCCGCAGGUUCAUUUCCCCCACGCUGACCGUCUCCAGCAAUACAAGGGUGAUCUCCGAAGUUGGAUCCAGGGAAAUAUCACCCAGUGCAGCCGGUCCCUUUUCCUCUUCGACGAGAUGGACGAUCUGCAGCCGGGCUUGAUCGAUGUGGUAGCCCCCUUCCUGGGAUCUUCCUGGGUGGUCUUCGGAACCAACUACCGGAAAGCUAUCUUCGUUUUUAUCAGAUGGAUUCUGGGGAUCCAGGAUCCUUGAGCAAAACCUGAUCGACGUCUUCGUGCCCUUCCUCCCUCUGCGACGGCACCACGUGAAGCAGUGUGUGGUCAGCGAGAUGUCCAGCCAGGGUCUCCCCCCUCGCCCGGAAGUAGUGGAAAGCGUGGCCGACAGCUUUUCCUACUUCCCCGAGGAGGAAAAAAUCUUCUCGUCCACCGGGUGCAAAACGGUGUCUUCCCGCAUCCCGUUUUUCUUAUGACCCCCGCGUUGGGUCAGGCGUUUUCGGUCCGGAAUGGAGCUUACGGUUUUCUUGUAAGCGAAAACCCCUUUGUGGGUCACGGAAAACAGCCGUUGGACUGAAGGACUUAAAGACGGGGCCUUUCGGAAAAGCAAAGAAUGAUGCUUUGGAUCAAACGUUUUCCUCUCCUUACAAACGACUCAGAAUCUGGAUUUUUUUAACUCAAAAAAAGAGAGAGAGAGAGAGAGAGAGAGAAGAUUGUGUGAUGCAUUUUACAUGGGGAAUCUCCUCUGCUUUUAAAACAUGGUUUCUUGGGAGGUUUUACAGGUUUAGUGCAGUUGAAUGAAUUCGUUUUUCUGCGGAGUCUUAAAAUCCUACCUCUCAAGUCAAGGAUUAUUCUGUGAUUUCAUUUUGUUUUUAUCCAAUAAGCUGUAUGUUAGGAUUCUUAAUUCAGCGAUGGGGUGUUGUUAUUUUAUUGCAGGGGAAUUCCUCGGUGGUGUCAACCAGAACGUGAUGGAGGCUGAGAUGCAGGUUGCUGUUAAAAAGUUACACAAAACACAGCUGCUUUUAAAAGAUGUCACAUCAACAACAGGAUUGUUAUUCUUUUAGGUUUCAAGAACACACCAGCUAGAGAGAUAAUCUUUCUUUCUUUCUUUCCCUUUCUUUCUUUUACUUUCUUUCUUUCCUUUCUCU